UAAAAAAAAAAAGAGAAGAAAAGAAACCCUGAGGUUUUAGGCUUCAUCAGGGUUUUGGGGAAGCCAAAGAAAACAUGGCGGCUACUUGUGGAAGAAGAACCCUAGGGUUCUCCUGCUCUUCGGCCAAGACCAUUUUCACCCAUUUACCAUCCUCAACACCUGCUAACAAUAAGCUACCCGGCCUUUUCUCUCCUAACAAAAUUUCUGCUUCUCGAUUCUCUCUCCGCAAUCUCACUUUUUCCAGGCUCCCAGUGGAAAUGGGUGGUGCAGUAACUUUGAUACCUUUGCAUAGUGCUACGGCUUCUGCUUUGUUCACUUCCUUGCUGUCUUUGCAUAAUCAAAACUGGGGGUGUUUGUCAGAAGGAUUUGCAACUCCUCUAUAGCAUUGCCUAUGUGCUCCUGUUGUCGAUGCUGCUCAGACCUCCAUCUGCAGGAGACUUUGUUACUCUGCUUGUUUUGAAUCGAACAUCAUAUUAAACCUUGAAAAGGAGAGUCGUUGGAUGUCUGGUCUUGCCACCAUGUUGUGUAAGAAGAUUCUUUUAUCACUUGAAAGUUUCUUGCAUAUCCUAAGAUACUACUGAUAAUUUGAGAAAGAGAUUCAUUGAA
Messenger RNA from Gossypium raimondii (Peruvian cotton), 606 nucleotides. RefSeq lists its product as uncharacterized. Gene Ontology annotation, cellular component: mitochondrion. NCBI's taxonomy places the organism in Eukaryota, Viridiplantae, Streptophyta, Magnoliopsida, Malvales, Malvaceae. The coding region runs from base 75 to 383 and encodes 102 amino acids. The record is from RefSeq and is a predicted model, not a curated record. The transcript is spliced from 3 exons.